GAAACGAAUUAUGCAAUAUCAAUCAGUAAGACGAUUAUGGUUUAUUACAUCUAAUCUUAUUAUCAUCAAAUUUAAAUUACCCAAUCAUUCUUAUCGGGAUCAACAUUAUUCUACUUCAACUGUUUAUAUUUAUCCAUUAACAAAAUGUAUUCCAUUAGGUUUACCAAAAACAUUUGAUCAACAAUUUAUUUCUAAUCAUUGUCAUCUAUAUAAUUUACCAUAUUAUUAUAAUGGUAAUAAUAAUAAUAAUAAAGAUCAAAUUAUAAGUAAAUUACCUAGAGUUGUUCAUUCAACACGUCGUGCUGAUCUAUUAUAUAACCAAUUAUAUAAUCAUAAUCAUAAUACAGAUCAUCAUCAUGAUCAUAAUCAUGAUCCUAGUGAUCGGAUCAAAUCUUUAUCUUCAUAUCAAUCAUUAUUUCAUAAACAUCAAUCACGUCAAUAUAUACAAAUUGCAUUAUAUCAUUAUGUAUUAAAUAAUUUACUUGGUCUAUCUCAUCUACCAUCCACAAUGAACAAUCCUCCUCCUCCUCCUCCUCCUCCUCCUCCUCCUCUUCCUCCUCCUCCUCAUCAUCAUCAUAAUUCUAUACCAUUAUUAUUAGAUCUUGGUUGUGGUAUCAAUCAUUCAGAUAUAAUUAAUCAUUAUUUAUUAACUAUAUCGAAUUUUAAUAAAAAAUUCAUACCCAUAUGUAUUGAUCUAUUCAAUAAUAACAAUACUACUACUACUAAUAAUAAUACUACUACUAACAAUACUACUAACAGUAAUAAUAAUACCACUACUACUACUACUACUACUACUACUACUACUACUACUACUACUACUACUACUACUACUACCACUAAUACUACCAAUAGUAAUGCUACUACUACUGAUACUAAUAAUAGUAGUAAUGAUAUAUUCAAUUAUAAUAUUCAUUUAAUGAAAUGUAAUUUAAUGAAAGAUUAUAUAAUCAAUCGAUCAACAUUAUUACCAUUUCAAGAUUAUUCUAUCGAUUAUAUUAUAUCUAUAUCAUUUAUACAAUGGUUAUUAGGGAAACAAAAAUCAAUAUAUUCUAUCAAACAAUUUAUUCAUGAAAUAAUACGUUUAUUAAAUCAAUCAAAUGGUCAAUGUAUCAUACAAUUUUAUCCAAAUCAAUUAAUCGAUAUAAAAUUGAUUAUUGAUAUAAUUGAAUUAUAUCAAUCAAAUUUUAAUGGUUGUUUAUUAAUUAGUAAACCAAUUAUAAAUCGUGGUAUGAAAAUAUUUAUUUAUUUAACAUAUAAAUAAUUAUUUAUGAUUGUUUGUUUGUUUGUUUAUGUAAUAAACUGUUUAUAAGUUGAGAUGUGGAAGGUUUACAGUUCGAUUCCCGUUGAUGCAGAAUUGUGGAUGCAGACUGAUGAAGAAUUUCACAAUAGGGCGUUCAGUGUUUCUUUGGGUUUUUCAAUCAGUCUUCAACAUUGUACAUACGUACAUCAUUUCGAGUUGUCAUAUCACAUUAGCACAGAGAUACAAUUAUUGAUUCAAAUCCCAUAGUGGUACACGUAGUAAAAGUAUAAGCAGUAAUCGGAAACAUUAGGGUUGGAUGAUGU
This is a messenger RNA of Schistosoma spindalis, 1563 nucleotides long. The record is from the annotation of a GenBank genome assembly. Lineage: Eukaryota; Metazoa; Platyhelminthes; Trematoda; Strigeidida; Schistosomatidae.